Molecule: messenger RNA, 2218 nt
Organism: Cherax quadricarinatus
Lineage: Eukaryota; Metazoa; Arthropoda; Malacostraca; Decapoda; Parastacidae
Source: RefSeq, a predicted model, not a curated record
CACUAUUUAUAAAUUGCUUCUCCCCACAGACCGUGAACCUGACUGUCAAUGCUACUAGCACAUGGGUCACAAACUGGGGUGAUGGGUCACCUUACAUUAUAAACGGCACCAAUCACACCUACACUAUGGCUGGCCACUUUAAAAUUAUUGCUUACCUGGAAUUGCUGCCAGACGUGAAGGAUGGUAUUAUAAUAACUGUGAUCGGAAAGCCCAAUGCCACACUGACGUGUCCUAGUUAUGUUACUGUUGGAGUGCCAACUGUGUGCCAACUCAUCUCCUCGGAUCAAGGUUAUGAUAACGUGAUAAAUGCUUCAUUUACUGAACCAGGAGUACCUAACACUUCGUAUCCUGUCCCAGGUAAAAAGAUCAAAGUUUAUGGAUCAAUAAUGGGUUCCAUAACUCCAGUAACUUCUCACUUUGUGGCCACAACCACCGCUGUUAUGUUCCAUGUUGAUGGUGUCAAAGCUGGUUAUCUAUCCCAGGUCACACUUAUUGCUACUAAAGUAGGAUGGGUCGCUCUCUACGCGCUGUUUCCUGGGUGUUCCUCUGGUACCUACUGCUCGGAGACAAGCCAGUGUAACAUAGGUUGUGUACCUGACUACUUCUCUCAGACCUGUGCUGACUACUUCUGUGCUAUAACCACCAAGUGUAAUGGACCUACUUGCACUGCUGGUACAACAGCACUAAACUCCAACUUUCAGUACAGACUCUUGUAUUCAUUCUAUGUGAAUAUUGUGAAUGUAAAUUAUACCCAUGUGUUUGAUGUGGAUGAUGUUGAGGUUCAUAAAGGUGAGAGACUUGCUGUUGGCUGCCUCAACACUGCUGACUGCUACUCUGCUCCCCUCAAUAUCAGUACAAGAUCGAGACAUGUAGACGAACAUCUGGACAUCAUUGUAUCUUACGUGGACGCUACCACUGCCCAGGAAACAGCAAAUAUUACCAAGAAAUUGGUCAUAAGUGCAACUGUGAGGGAACAUCAGCUAGUUAAUAUGAGCUACAAGGUGGACUGUGCCACAGCUUCAUCUAUUCCUACUGCCCUUGUUCCUACACCUUAUACACAAAAUACUUCUAUGUACUCCCUGAAAGGAACCCACAAUCUGACCUAUGUGAUUACGAGUAAGUUACUGGGGGCAGCAAGUAACUGGACCGGCCAAGCUUCAACAGUAUGUCAGGAACUUGUCAGUGAACCAGACUUAGUUGAUGAAUUUUGGGUUCCACUCUUCUACACAACUCCCUUCCACAUCACCUUUACUAAGGGUGCUCCUCUCUUCUCUAGUCUUAACUGGGGUCCUAAAGUUGCAUACACCUACUUUGCUAAUUCAACAGGUAUGGAUUGGGUAGUGCAACUGACUUAUAAUAAGACUGGAAAUUAUACUCUUCUUGGAAAUGCUUCCAAUGCUCUGAACUGGGUAAAUUAUUCCAGCUUUAUUCAUGUAGUCCCAGUAGUAAGCAACAAUUGGACAGCAACGCCUCUGUGCCCUUGCCUGGGCGUCAAAGAAGGAUUCAAUAUUUCCAUCAAUCUUACAGCUGCACCCAACCCACCUUUUUCAGCAAGCAUUUAUGCCACAUAUAUCAGUGGGUCACUGUUCCCUAACGAGACGAUGGACUUUGGCACAUCUAGCGGUGGUGGUGUUGCUCGUGCUCUGAAUGAAAUCUUUCACACGAUCAUCCUUCAACCAGGCAACUAUACACUCACUUUCUUCCUCAUGAAUGAAGUCUCAAACACCACAUUUAAUACUACGGUGUUAGUGGAGGAUGGCCUAGCAAAUGUUACCUUCGCCACAAGAAUCCUGCUGAAUGGUGUCAUGUCUCCAGGCUUUGGUGAUGAUCAAAACAUCUUCAUGUACAACACCUCCAUUUAUUUGCUACCAUCUGCAUUGAAGGGCAUGUAUAUUUUUAAAGACAGUACUGAUGACUAGAAAUAAAUCUUCAUUGGCUUGAGGCUCUGGAGAUUUGAGCCUGGCAUGGGCCAGUAGACCUAUUGCAGUGUUACUUUUUCAUGUUACAAAAAAGCAAACCUGAAAUUCGCAUUAAGAAUGUGUGUAUUAGAGAAAAUUGAAAUUGUGCCUUUCAGUUGGUGUGGCGUGCAUGCACAUGCACAAACACAUGCAUACACACGUAUACACACACAUGCAUACACACGCAUACACACACAUGCAUACACAUGCAUACACACAUAUGUAGCAACCAGUGGAAGAGGUGGGACCAGGAGCUUGGA